ACUCCGUUCUAAAGUUCAUGAUUGUCUGGAUGCUGGUGCUAUUAGCUGACUUCAUUCUGGAGUUCAGACUGGAAUACCUGUGGCCUUGUUGGCUCUUUCUAGGGACCGUCUACACCACAUUCCACUGUCAUGGGCUGGUAGGCAGGUUUCUACUAUAGUCUAUACACUAUCUUUUUCUAAUUUACUGGUAGGCUAAUAACUGAUUAAAUGUAUUUUUCAUGCUUCUCUGUUCUUUUAAUAUCCCAUGCAAAUUAUAUUCUCAUUUUAUGCUGUUUUGCUGCAUUUAGGUGUACUUAAGAAGACUAAUUUGUUAUAUACAUAUAGAAUGUAGUAUGUACUUAAUAGAGAUUUAAGAAUCUGACCACUCCUUUUCUUUUACAGGCCAUCUGUGUGAUUUUUGUGUGUGCAGCAUUUACUCUGGACAUAUUCUGUUUAGUUUUUGUACCCCUACACUGGCUGUUUUUUGCAGCCAGUACAUAUGUCUUACUCAAUUAUAUGUGGCAUACAGGUAAGUCCUCAAAUUAAGUUACCAUUUCAUUAACAAAUACAGUAGAGUGAAUGCUGAAUGUAUUAUGGAUUGGCUAAAUUUUUUGCAGAAAAGGGAAUUUGUAUGUCAACUGUGACAUUAUGGAUACUCUUAGUGUAUAUGGAGGGCUCUCUACAGCUGAGGGACCUGAAAAGCCCUCAUGCAAACCUGUCCCAUCUAUUUGCUGCACACUGCAUUGGUUAUCCACUGGUGUAUAUGGGAUUUGAUGCAACCUGCUACUUCUCGAGUAUUUUUAAGCUGCGCACUCAGAAACCUGUUCAGAGUGAAAAUGACCUCCAUGUGGAUUUCUUGCAACAAUCCCUACCUCCAUACAUGCACCUGCACCCAAAAUUGUGGAUGGAAGAUCCCAAAUGGAAGAUGGCCAAAUCUAGGCCAACGCAAUACCAAUGUCCAAACGAUGCUGUCACAUCAGAGGACAAACAAAGCAUGGAAGACUGCCUUCAAAUCCACAGACUUCCUGGGAGACCUGAAAAAGACAUAAAUCUACAAACUCCAGGGCUCAAGCAUCGUGGAGGGGAACUUCAUUUGGACUCUACAUCCAUGCUAGAAAUUCCUGAAAGUCUACCUCAGGAGGAUCAGAGCAGCAAAGCUCAAAGACCCUCCAAGAGCUCCCUGCCCAAAUUGCAAAGAGGUUCAGUGAAUACCCCUAACAGCAAAGGGGAGAAGAGGCAGAAAGCCCCCAAAGCCAUCAACUCUACAGGGGAAUCUUCCGAAAGGUGCUCACCAAACAUCUCAAGUCCUCCAAACCCACAUGCUGACAAGAUAUUAAAGUUGGAACUAGAAAUGAGGAAACUAAAGGGAGAGCUGCAAGCGAGCAGACAGUGUGAGCAAGAACUGCGCAGUCACAUUUGUAAUGUUACCAACAGUGAACACAGUCUGCGCCCUGAAGUCUCUUUGCUCAGGCAUGCAAAUGAACUUCUGCAGAACAAGAUUCAAUGUCUAACAAAAUCCCGACAGAAAGACAAACAAAACAGUUCUGUGCUAGAGAAAAAAAUCAGGAUGGAAACAGAGGCUCGGGUUACGGUAGAAAAACAACUUGCAGAAGUCAGAACCCAAAAAUUUGAUGAAGCAAUUCUUUUACUUCGGAGUGCAUCACACAGGCAAGAACACAGUGAAACUCAAAUGUUGAGGAAAAAAGCUAAAGAUCUAGACUCAGAGUACAAACAACUACAGCUGGAAUAUCAGGAGAAAGAAAAUCGAAUGGUAGCUCUAGAGAAUGAAGUGGAGGUAAAGGACAUGACCCUCCAGAGGAACAGAUGCACAGAGCAGGAAGCAGACGCCUUGCUCUCAGCUCUCUCCUCCUUGCAGGACAAGGCACAACAUCUAGAGUACAACCUGAGUGCAGAAACACGUCUCAAACUGGACCUCUUCUCCGCACUCGGUGAUGCACGCAGGCAGCUGGAGAUAGCUCAAGUUAAAAUUGUGAAACAGGACCUGGAGGCAAAAGAUAUGAAGCAGAAACUUGCUGAAGUGAUAGCUGUUGCUCCAGGCAUGUCUUACAUGGCCCCAAGGUCAUCUAUGCCUCAGUACCUCAAGUUCUUCAACUCUGAGCGCUACAUGCUCAAUCCCAGAGCGCUCAUGUACCAGUGUCUUAAGAAAUAGAACUGGCAAGGACAAAUCGGAUGGCUUUUGAAGGAUUUUUUUUGACUCCUCUUCGACAUUCCAAUCAUGGGGCAACUUAAUUGCUACAAGGUUUGCCUGAAAACUUUGCAUUCUGACAAUGUCAACAGCCCCUGGUGAGUCUAUGGCCGUGUUUCCUGAUGUCAGCAGAGACACUGAGGACGGUUCUAGGCGACCUUGCUUUGAGCCAAUGGUUCAAGAUGAAAAUAAAAGCUGACUGUAAAUACACGUAGCUGCCCAGCGGAUGACCAUCAAAUACCAAGCAAAAUGCCAUAAGCUACGUAAACAGCAAGCUAUCAGUUUGAAAAAGUGUGAACUUGACGGUCAUUCUAUGUGACACAAGUAAUAAACCUUGUGAGGACCACAGUUCAUAAUGAGGACAAGAUAUUUUGUUAUGAGUGUAAAAUGAAGAGGCCGUGACAAUAAGCCAAUGCUCAGUCAUUCUGCGCCUCAUUAUUAACAUGAAUUCAAUUUAUAUAAGAAGCCAAUAUCAAUGUAUGUGAAUAUUUAAGUGCUUUGUACUGUUUUGCAUUCUUUUUACAUUACACACGUUAUAAAGGAAGUGACCAACGCCUAAAACGUUUGUAGGUUUUCAUGUUUCUGAAAUUGUUGCCUUUUUAUGUAUCAAUGGGAUGUUUUUUUUAUAAGAAAUUUAUUUUUCUGGCUUGACUACAUUUUUUUUUCCUAAACCAAAAUGAAAUAAUGGUUUACUUUUAUAACUCUACUUGUUGGUCUGCAUGCCAAUUUAUGUAAAAUGAUUGUUUUGAAAGAAGGAAAAAAAAAAAAAAAAGGGUUUGAUGUCUAAUUGUGCAUUUGUGCAAGGGCUGUUUUCUUCCAGUGAUUUUGGGAGCAGUAAUAAAGUCAUUUUCAAAGAUAACCCUCUAUUCUUUUUCACAAUGAUUUUAUGACAGGAGGCUAACUUUAGUCCUUUUUAAAGACAGUUCAAAUAAAAAAUAAAAAUCUGUCAUUAAUUUCUCACCCUCAUGUUGUUCCAAACCUGUAUGAAUGUCUUUCUUCCACAAGACACCACAGUUGUAACAAAGUUGCACAAAAUGCAAUAAAGUUAACUGGUGACCAAGGAUGAAAUCCUGCCAAACAUCUCCUUUUAUGUUCCACAGGAAAGGUCUCAAAAAUACUGGUUUGGAACAGCAUGAGAGUGAGUAUAUGACAGAAAUGUCAUGUCGGGUAAACUAUCCCUUUAAUAUUGUACUCAGGUUAUGAGCUAAAAUAAAAUCCCAAAAUUUUUGGAUGACAUG
Messenger RNA from Myxocyprinus asiaticus (Chinese sucker), 3423 nucleotides. RefSeq names its product macoilin. Gene Ontology annotation, biological process: neuronal signal transduction. The coding region runs from base 566 to 2149 and encodes 527 amino acids. Gene Ontology annotation, cellular component: rough endoplasmic reticulum membrane. The record is from RefSeq and is a predicted model, not a curated record. The transcript has 8 exons. Lineage: Eukaryota; Metazoa; Chordata; Actinopteri; Cypriniformes; Catostomidae.